AAUACGAAAUACACGUAACCCACCUGAGUAGCUUCUGAAGAGACUCAUUCAGUUUCUAGUAUCUGUUGAGAACGAGUGUGCCUCACCAUGCAGGAAAAAUACCCUGAAACUUUUACAAAUUGUGUAGGCCGAAAGCCCGAAAUCUCAAUUGUGGGUGGUGGUCUUGUAGGUUCCCUUUUGGCCCUGCAUUUAGGUCAGAAGGGCUACCAAGUGAAUUUAUAUGAAUAUCGCGAUGAUAUCCGAACUACGGAACUUAUUGGUGGACGCAGUAUUAAUCUUGCUUUAUCUGCUCGUGGAAGGAAAGCCCUGGCCAAGGUGGGCCUGGAGGAAGCUAUCCUGGAACAUGGAAUUCCCAUGCGAGGACGGAUGCUGCAUGAUCUCAAUGGGAGACGCAGAAUUGUUCCGUAUGAUAAGAAUAACCAACAGUGCAUUUUCUCCGUUGGCCGGAAACACUUGAAUGAAAUUCUUCUGAAUGCAUCUGAACGCUAUCCCAACAUCCAUCUCAACUUCAACCAUAAACUGAUUGAUAUGCACGUGGAAGAUACUCAGAUGACCUUCAAGAACCCUAAGACAAAGGAAGUAAUGGAUGUCUCAACAGACCUUAUAAUCGGUUGCGACGGAGCUUUUUCAGCGGUAAGACGCCACAUGAUCACCCGUCCUGGAUUCGAUUUCAGUCAAACCUACAUCGAACAUGGAUACUUGGAACUCUGCAUUCCUCCAACUGCUUCAGGGGACUUUGCGAUGCCGCACAAUUAUCUACACAUUUGGCCUCGUGGAAAAUUCAUGAUGAUUGCAUUGCCUAAUCAAGAUAGAUCUUGGACAGUAACGCUCUUCAUGCCAUUUGCUAAUUUUGAAAUGCUUAAAACUUCUACGGAUUUAUUGGAGUUCUUCAGGAAGUACUUCCCAGAUUCAAUAGAAUUGAUUGGGGAAGAGAAGUUAAUGAAGGAUUUCUUCAGGAUCAAACCUCAAAGCCUUGUAAUGAUUAAGUGUCGCCCCUACAAUAUUUCUGACAAAGUACUACUGAUGGGAGAUGCGGCUCAUGCUAUGGUACCCUUCUACGGUCAAGGAAUGAAUGCUGGCUUUGAGGACUGUUCCAUCUUCAGCGAAAUUCUAGAUUGUCCAUCAAUGGAAAUUGCUGAUGCUAUCACUGAGUUUUCAGCCAAGCGCUGGGAGGAUGCUUUUGCAAUCUGCGACCUUGCCAUGUACAACUACAUUGAAAUGCGCGAUCUGGUUAACCGCAGUAGUUUCCUCUGGCGCAAGAGACUCGAUGACUUCCUCUUCUGGUUGAUGCCCAACAUCUGGGUACCCCUAUACAACACAGUCUCCUUCUCCCAUAUGCCCUACCGCAAGUGCAUUCAGAACCGUGAAUGGCAGAACAGAAUCCUCAGUAGGAUCCUGGUAAUUUUGGGAACAUUUGGACUAGCAGGACUUGUAGCCGGUAUUGGGAUUGUUUUGCGUUCAUAAAGCCAAGAGUGUACAAGAUAAGUUAAAUAAAGACACUAGAUGGCAUGAGAAACCCCAAAAAACUUUGGAUGUUCUGGCAAGUGCGUGAGUUUCUGGUAUGUUUCGUGUAUGGAGGGUAUUUUUAGUUAGUCGAUCCAUCACGAAUGGUCGAGAGCAACAAGUCGUCGCCUAAAUUAAAUCUCACUCGGUGCAGAUUUUCACUCGGUCAGUCACGAGCGGACUUGCGUUGGAAGCGGAACUGGCUCUGCACAUCGAUCGUGUGUCCAUUUAGUCCGCCGGAAAAUUUGCUGCUCUCUUUUUAUAUCCAAGUCUCCCGCUUUUACGUUUUUUUUUCUUUUUCUCUUCAUCUUCCUUUUGUCUUCUUCUUUUUUUUUUGAUACCUCUGUGAAUCGCUGAGCCCCGAGAAGAAACCAAGGUGAAGUGAACGUGAGUGUCGUGCGUAGGAUCGGGCUAGGACCAUUACAAAUCGUUUUUUCCGGUUAAAAACGGAAAAAUUCGGCCGAUAAUGAUCUUUGUGCGCUCAAAAUGGUCAUCAAUUUCGCUGGUGUGUUUCCUAUUGGCGUUCACUGCAUUUCCGGGUUGUGUAUCUGGUGCCAAGAGUAAAAGUGGCAGUGAUGCCCCAAAGGUGCAAGCCCCAGUGGAUCCUGUUAUUGAGGAAGUCACAGCCAAGCAAUUGGAGCGGAUUCUGCAGGAGAAGGAUUAUGUGGCCGUAUACUGGUGUAAGUGUGUGAUAUGUGAUCACUUUGUGCCUUGGCAUACGCUCAACGGAAGCCAUUUUGGAUUAAUACCAGAACAGAGAAAAGUGUCUCGAAAACCCGUGAAAAAGUCUCUCAAGUGCUCCUAGAUUCUCUCCAAUUACAUAAGUGGCCAAAUGGGAAUAAAUUCCACAUUAUAUCCUCUGCACCAGAAACCUCGUUAUUAUAGAACUACUCUUUUGGAGGGCAUAUUUUUCACUCAUCAAAGGCCCUUCACUGUAAUUUGCAAUCGGCCAAGUCGAUCACGAGAAAGUUUGAAGAUGAUCGUAUGGUGAUCGAGUUCGAAAAUAGAUCAACUAUCCCCAUAAAUCCAUAUGGAUUCCUCAUUUGUCGUCUGGCACAAACAUUCAAAAUCCACGAUUGACAUUACAGAAAUUAUUGUGCAACAAAAAAUUGCAAUUUUCUGCAUCAUCAAAAAUCCUGAUGAAGUGAUCUUCAGAUAUGAUCUUCCUCUCAAUUUUUCCCUCAUAACCUUCCCAAUUAAUGCAUGUGGUAAUAAAUUGAGGCAGGAACACAUCGCUUCAGACUAUUGAAUUUCAAAAUGAUCAUGAAGUUCUCCAAGCUCAAAAAGAUCACCAAUCGUCAUUCCUUUGCCAACGAUCUUUUGGGUGAAUUUUGAGGAAAUUUCUUUAAUCCUCAUGAAUGUGUCUUUAUUUUUAGAAUCCACACAUUUCUCUCACUCAUGUGAAAGUUAAAAGUAUUUAUCAGCCUUUUAGUCAAUCUACUUCUAGUUCACGAUCAUUUGACACGAUCACACCCAAGGUAUUUCCAGUAAGGUUUCCCAAAAAAAAUCAGCAAAAUAUUGAGGAAUUUUCACGUCAAAGCAUAACUUAAGUUUGCGCGUGUAAUCUCCAAGAAGGAACAUACUCACCUAAAAUUAGCAUAAACUUCUCUCUCACUCUCUCUCCCACAUUCUUAGAUGAUCUUCACCAUCACCGAUCUGUGGGUUUCAAUUGUACAUAAUGUACGACCAGUUGGAGAAAUAGUUUGAAAGAUAAAGUUUUUUCAACUAAAAAUACCCAUUCACUGAGUAUUUGCAGAUGGCUCACUAAGAGCGUCAAAAGGCAUAUGAUCACAAAAUUACCUAAAGAUAUAGUGCACGCACAUCCUCUCAAAUUGCAAAAUGACCAAAUGGAAUUCGAAUAAUCAAAGGAAAUUUUUUUCUUUAUCAUUUGUCCCAGAUGUUGCAAUAAUCUUCUCUCUAAAAACAUCCAACUAUCAUGUUGGUUGCACACAUUUCAAUCUCACCAAUGCACCAGACAAAUUCAGACAACAAACUUGUCGUUAUUCGAAUCUCAAAAUGAGACUCAACAUAUUUUGGCAACCAGUCCUUCGAUCAACAAUAAUCUCAUGUACUGCACAUGAGCACAAACGCAUUUUAAGAGAGUACAUACCGUACAUACAUAAUUCUCAGAAUACUUUAAAAUAAUUGCAAGAUAAAUGAGGUGGUGCAACAACAUUGUAUGGAUAAGCGUUACUAAAUAAUUUGUAUAUAUAUAGGGAAAGAUUCAUAAUUUGCAAAAUUUGAUAGUCUUUAUUUGUCUUCAUUUUCUGUUACUGCAAUUGUGCGAAAAACAUACUUGGUAUGCGUUUUAUUUAGAGCGAAUUAGGAUGAUCAUUAGUCAAAGUGUAGUGAACUUCAAAAAAUAAUUUUUAGUACCUACAAAUUAUUCAAGUAGAAAUUAUGUAGAUAUACAUCACUUACGAUCUUUGAUUUAGUCAUUAGACUCGACAAUGUGAAACAAAUCUUGCUUUCAUGAUCAGUUCUUGCCGUUAAGAAAGUUUUUAAGUGUGAUCAUCUCCUCUUUAGGGCGCAACACCCUCUAGUGGGAAUAGCACAAAUAAAUACUGUUACAGCCUGGAAAGUUCAGUUAUGUCUCCGCAUCACACCAUGAAAUUUCUCAUUAAAUUUUAAUGUAAUUGCCAUUAAUUCUUGCCAAUAUGUCUUUAUGUGGAAUUUUCAAAGAAUUUUCAAAAAACUAUUUUAUUUAGUGAUAAAAAGAUGAACUUGGGCCACAAAAUUUAUUUGUGGACCCAAGAAUUACUGGACACAAGAUUUUUUUUGAUUUUUAAAAAAAAAUAUAAAA
Molecule: messenger RNA, 4306 nt
Organism: Phlebotomus papatasi
Lineage: Eukaryota; Metazoa; Arthropoda; Insecta; Diptera; Psychodidae
Gene: cn
Product: kynurenine 3-monooxygenase
Exons: 5
Coding region: 88-1464 (458 amino acids)
Biological process (GO): L-tryptophan catabolic process; NAD+ metabolic process; quinolinate biosynthetic process
Cellular component (GO): mitochondrial outer membrane
Molecular function (GO): kynurenine 3-monooxygenase activity; FAD binding; NAD(P)H oxidase H2O2-forming activity
Source: RefSeq, a predicted model, not a curated record